Cryphonectria parasitica EP155 is the source of this 384-nucleotide messenger RNA. RefSeq lists its product as uncharacterized. Bases 1 to 384 code for a protein of 127 amino acids. NCBI's taxonomy places the organism in Eukaryota, Fungi, Ascomycota, Sordariomycetes, Diaporthales, Cryphonectriaceae. The record is from RefSeq and is a predicted model, not a curated record. The transcript has 2 exons.
AUGUCUCCCGGAAGAGAGGUCAUUGAGGCACUGGCGAGGGCUGAAGCUCUGGAGCUGACCAACGCAAACGCUGAAGAAAGCAUCGACCAGGCUCAAGCUACCUACAAAGCAGCAUCCGACAAUGCAAUACGGUGGGCUCAGUCGAAACGAGCACAGGCAGAUACUCUGCAAAGACGGCAUGAGGAAUUCUGCAAAGGGUUCCAGAGUGCGAUUGAUAGGCUGCGGAGCCAUAUUGAUAUCUUAUGCCGCGAAAACACAAGACUCUGGUCCGACAACUCGACACUCAAGUCCGACAACACGACACUCAGAUCCGACAACCGCAAACUCCAGGCUCACGGACCAGGAGGCAUUAGGAAGAAACUUACGAUAGCGAGGAGUUCUUAA